GAGUUGGUAGUGCCAGUAGUGAGCGUGCAACCAUGUCUGGCCGGGGCAAGGGCGGCAAGGGGCUCGGCAAGGGCGGCGCCAAGCGCCACCGCAAGGUGCUGCGCGACAACAUCCAGGGCAUCACCAAGCCGGCCAUCCGCCGCCUGGCUCGGCGCGGCGGCGUCAAGCGCAUCUCGGGGCUCAUCUACGAGGAGACGCGCGGCGUGCUCAAGGUCUUCCUGGAGAACGUCAUCCGCGACGCCGUCACCUACACGGAGCACGCCAAGAGGAAGACGGUCACGGCCAUGGACGUGGUCUACGCCCUCAAGCGCCAGGGUCGCACUCUCUACGGCUUCGGCGGUUAAAGCCUCGCAUUCCUGCUGGACCACCGUGACAAAAACUCAAAGGCUCUUUUAAGAGCCGCACACUUCAACAGAAAAAGAGCUGU
Molecule: messenger RNA, 427 nt
Organism: Camarhynchus parvulus
Lineage: Eukaryota; Metazoa; Chordata; Aves; Passeriformes; Thraupidae
Product: histone H4
Exons: 1
Coding region: 33-344 (103 amino acids)
Biological process (GO): nucleosome assembly
Cellular component (GO): nucleosome
Molecular function (GO): DNA binding; protein heterodimerization activity; structural constituent of chromatin
Source: RefSeq, a predicted model, not a curated record